AUGGAUCACUCACCCCUGGGCGCUCUCCCACCAGAGCUUCGCGCCACCGUCUUCGUCCUCGCCCUUCAUCGAGAUCAUCCCGUUAUGAUCGAGAAGGGCGACGCAGAUCUCUCCUUUACUUGCCGCCAGAUACGCGACGAAUGCCUGCUCAUGCACUACGACGUGAAUCGACGCAUGACCCUCUUGGUACCUUUCGGCAACACCAUCAACAUCGAUCACAAACUCCAAUCGCUCGCAAAGCUUGGCAAACUACGGUUCCUGGAGCAUCUCACGAUCGAAGUUGAAUGCGGCUUAUACAAGGGGUCUAGAGCUGACGAUACGGGCUUCCGUUCUCUGGAGUGGUGUACGCGAGUUGCUCAUAUGCUUGUGGGGCCGAUUGGGUUGUCGUAUGAGCAGGCGGAAUGGCUUUGUGUGGGAAAUGUGUUCUGGAGGAACGCAAGGCCUGGGCCAGGGUAUAAGCCCAAGUUGCAGUUGUUCAAGUCGAUUGUGGAGGGUGUCAAAGAGGAUUGGAAGCUUACUGCGGAUGCUGCUUCGAAGGCUCGAGAGUAG
Messenger RNA from Recurvomyces mirabilis, 549 nucleotides. RefSeq lists its product as uncharacterized. Lineage: Eukaryota; Fungi; Ascomycota; Dothideomycetes; Mycosphaerellales; Teratosphaeriaceae. The coding region runs from base 1 to 549 and encodes 182 amino acids. The transcript has a single exon. The record is from RefSeq and is a predicted model, not a curated record.